UUGGUUUGCCACCAACUGGAGCUCAUGUUGCCAUGGCGAUGUCUUCCUCAGCUCAGAAAGACAGAUAAGGAAGUUAGGCUCACACUGAAAAAGGGCGUACAAAAAGAUAAAGUGAGGAAGAAGAACUGUUCUAUCGGUGGAACCGCGUCCUACCAGCAACUUUGGGCUGUUUGGUGAAGUUUCCUCUGCAGAGGAACAUGUCGGACCCAAAGAAGGUGUCUGCUCAGCCCGAGGCAGCAGCAAAAGCCAACGACAAUCCAAUGAGGACAGCAACAGCAAAGCCCAAAAGGCAAAAAGAGCCUGAUGAAAAGCAAGAAGCUGCUACUGACAUAACCACAGGAGAAACAAGCUGGGCUGCAGAAGGCAACACCUCAGAUGCCUUUUACGCCCAGCUUCGCGAAGCCCACGGCAGGAAGAUGCAGACCAUGGUGGCCAUGAACGUGCCUCUAUGGAGGAGGAACGACGAAGCUGCAGACCCAGACACCAUCAACAGUUUGGCAGAGCGUGUGAUGCGAGACGUCGCUGCCGAGGGAAACCUGGUCAACCUGAACGAGGUGAGAACCCUGAUGGUCGAGCUGAUUCCGUCUUUGGACCCAAAACAGCUGACGCCAAGGCUCCUUCCAGCUCUGAGGGAACUUCAAAACCUCACAAGGGAGAUCAAUACAUUCGUGGAGGCCACCGAGGCAUUGUCCUGCAUCUUUACCCUGUACGAGCUGGGCCAGGGUCUGGCAGCCCUUAGAAACAAGACGCAUUAUGAGGAGCUGAACCUGGGACCCCUGUGCAAAGUCCCUGUAGUCCACCGCAUAUUCAAGAUCGGCCAUAACACUAAGGACAAGGACAUUCCUCAAAUCAGGACUGUAGACGUUUUAAAGCAACUCUACAUUUUCAGAAAAAGCAACGAAGAACAACAUUUGACCCUGGCCGAUUUUAUGAAGCAUCUGGCCGACCACUAUGACUGUGAGCAUCCUAACAAGCUUGGAAUCGUGAUCCUGGGCCUCCAUCUGCCUUUAUCAACUAUUGCCAAAGUGACCAGCACUGAAGAGGCGGUGCUAGAGCAAUGCAGAGAGGCCAUCGAGAAGGAGACGCUUGACCAUCUGAGGAAGAUGAAGAAGAGCGUCUUUGAGCCUCUACAGAGCACCGACUCCUUCUCCACCAUAAACAUGGAUGUCAGAAAAAAGUACGCCUCUAUGUCGGCCGCUGAAGUGGUGCUGACAGUCCUCUCCAACGCAAGCACAGUGUUCAGCCCAGAGAUGGUGAAGCACUGUGAAAGCUUCCUGAAAGCAGUGUCCGAUGAUCAACUGGCAAAGGCCCUGUUUCAGCUGGCCAUCUGCGGGGGCUCCCUGGCUGCCCCCCAGGAACUGGUGCCCCAAAAGAAAAGCUCCAAAAACACAGAACAAAGCCAAGCUGUCAGCGAUGACAGCGAUGUCCCAGCCCUCCCCUGUGAAGCCACGCUGAAAGAGUUUCUCAGAGAAAGCCUGAGGAGUCAGAACUCAGCCGUCACUCUGGCCCACAUCGCUGCCCUGGAGAGGAAGAUGACCAAACACUUUCAAAUCCCAGAUUUUGGGUCUUUAGAGCAAGGAAGCUUCCUGGAGUUCCUGGUGAAAAACAUUCAGCUCCUGCAGGAAUCUCUGGGAUCGCUUCUGUUCCUGGAAGACAACAACAAUCUGGCUGGAUGUGGCUUCAGACCCUGCAAACAAGACGUAUUUGAGUUCAUCCAGCAGUGUGGCAAGACAACGCCCUCUGAUCCUGAUGAACUGUCCUGCGUGGAGUCAGCUCUGAGGGCUCACUACAGCGUCCGGGACAGUCGGGACCUCGGCUACGGCUCUCUGCCGACACUAGCUGGGCUGGUCCAACGGCAGAGGGAGCUCAGCGGCAGAGGACUGAGCCUGAUCUGCUAUGAGUCAGCUCUGGUGUCCAAACACACAAAUGAAAGCCCUAAAAGUGGGUCUGAGCCUGUGGGACGUCUAGGUGAGGUGUCCAAAGGUCAGGCCCUCGCUAGUUUACAAUGCUGCCCUCUGCUGGAAGACCUGAGUGACUGGAGCCAAUGGGAUUGUAUCUUCAAGCCCCUUCAUGGCCCCCUGAAGGACUUCAUAGAAAGAGAUGCGGCGAAUACAGGGCUGGCAGCGUUGGAGGUGAGACCAGGCCUGCUGCUCAAGAUCACCACAAACACAGGACACAAACACUUCACCAGUGCGGUCGCCGCCCUGGACCCUGUCGGCACCGCUGGUCAUCUUGUGUCCAUGAUGGUCGCAGACGGGAUCAGGAACGCCCCCACGGCCCUCCUGGCCAAUCACAUGCAGAGCGCUCUGGCAGAGGCCAUGGCCAAAGAAGAUCUUUCCCAGGCUGAAGAGGACAUUUCCUGCUACAGCCGGGUGGCAAAGUUUCUGCUGGACUGUUUGAUCCGAAUCCCCACCAGAACCUGCCAGGCUCUUCUGCAGAAGGUGUUCUUGGAGCCUUUCUCCCUUGUUGUGGGUCAAACGAAGUCCAAACAGGUCCUGAUCAGCACGGCUCAGUCUGACCUGAGACACCUGAACUGCCUGCACCGAUUGGGCACUCUCUCAGGUGUGACAGACUGGAUCAGAGACUACCAGAACAAGCUCCGCCCACCUCAGAACCACAACCUGUGCAAAGAACACAUGGAGCAGGUCAAGUGUAGUUGGGCAGUUUCAAACAGCAGCAGUCUGUCAGCUCUGAAUGUGAGUGAAGCUAAGGAAGAUUUGACAGACUGUGCAUCCACUGACCUCCAACCAGGUUUGCAAACUGAGGAAGAGGAAGACGAGGGGGAGAUGUGUGAGCUGGCCUCAUGUGCUAAUGAAAAGACUUCAAAACGCAGUGACGCUGAGGGAGAGGCAGGUGACGGGCUUCUUAACGAAGCUGGUGAAGCAGACGAGGAGAAGAGGGCCGGCUUCCAGUCAGAGACCGUACUCUGUUUCCAAAGAGCCAUAAUUGAGGACAUUAGGAAAAGCGAGUUUGGCAUCGGGGUGGAACUGUCUGCACACGGCCAGAGGCUGCUGGAGGUCCAUCAGGAGAGGCUGGGCCGCGGCCUGGCUCGCCUCUCCACAGAACUAUACAGCAAAGACACACACUUUGUGCUGGAGCUCAUCCAGAAUGCUGACGACAACAGCUAUUCGCUGGACCCCACUGUUGUCCCGUCGCUGGCCUUCGUCGUGGAGCAGGACUGCAUCACCAUCCUGAACAAUGAGACCGGCUUCCAGGAGAAGAACAUCAGAGCCAUCUGUGAUGUGGGCCGCAGCACCAAGGGCAAGCACAGAUAUGGAUACAUUGGACAAAAGGGCAUCGGCUUUAAGUCUGUGUUUAAGGUGACAGACUGUCCUGAGAUCCACUCCAACGGCUUCCACCUGCGCUUCGACCGGAGCUGUGGCCCCAUGGGAUACAUCCUCCCCCACUGGACCGAGGAGGAGAGGCCUCUGGACCCCCAGCUCAAGCUCAUCAGUCAGCACAGCUGGACUACCAAAAUAAGGCUUCCUCUGCGCUCUGGGAGCCGUCUGACCCAAAACCUAUUUCAUGACGUGCACCCGUCUCUGCUGCUCUUCCUGCAUCGCCUGCGGUCCAUCACCAUCUACAACCAUAGCGAGAAACGCCUCGUGACCAUGACCCGCAAAGACCUGAGGAAAAAUGUUGUAGAGGUGGAGCACUCAGAGGGCAUCGACCGUUGGCUGGUGGUCAAAACCACUUUGUAUCCUCAAAUGGGAGAACAAGAUGUUGAGUCGACUGAGCUGGCUCUGGCUUUCCAGCUCUGCAGUGGCACAGCAGAAGACCUCAUAUGCCAGCCUCAGAAGCAGCCGGUGUUUGCGUACCUGCCUCUCCGCAGUUUUGGAUUUCGCUUCAUUAUCCAAGGAGACUUUCACAUCCCCUCCUCUCGGGAAGAUGUUGACAGGGACAGCUCCUGGAACCAGUGGCUCCGAUCCGAAGUACCACAACUUUUCCUGCAGGCGAUGGCGGUCUUUGAUGAUCACUCAGAGUUCAUGGGGCUAAAAGGACUCUGCCCCUUCCUGCAGUUCAUACCCCUUCCUGAUGAAGUGUUGGACUUCUUCAAUCCUGUUGCCGGGCAAAUUAUUCAUCUGUUGAAGGACAAGGCCUUCCUACCAACACGUAACUCAGACGGUGGCGUCGUGUACAAACUGCCGUCUCAAGUGGCCAUCUGUCAGGACGCCGUGAUCCGCGACAUCAUCGGCAGUGACGAGCUGGAAAAGCACCUGUCUCUGUCUUAUCUUCAUCCAGAUCUGAGUCCAACACCUCCCACCUCUCUGCUGACUCAAUUGGGAGUCCGAUACCUGCAGGGGUCUGAUGUUACCACGGUAACCACAGCCAUGGCAAAUGAACUGGUGGAAGCGGGGCACAUGCUCAAAGAGGAGAAAAUCCGUCAGUUGGCCAGGUUGCUGGUCUGCAACUUCCGAGCUGUGGAGCAUGGCUUUGGAGAUGCAGAAUCCAUCCUGCAAAACCUUAAAAAUCUACCCAUAAUCCCUCUGGCAAAUGGAAAUGUGGUGACACUAAAUAAGGAGGGAGUGAUCUUCCUGAUGGAAGAAACUAAGGCAAAGAAAAAGAAAGCUCAGGGUCAGACGGGAGCAGUUUCUGCCCUGUACAAGGAUGUCAGUGUUGUUCACCCAUCCCUGCUGAGUUGUUUGGGGCUCCUGGAAAGCCAGCAGGUCCGAGAGCUGCUCAAAAGACUUGGCGUUCAUGAACUGGAGCCGCAGGAGCUGCUGGAGCAGUACAUCUACCCCACAAUAAAGAGCAACAACUGGAAGUCAAAAUCUGAAGCUGUGGUUGUGAGUUAUUUGGUUUUUAUCAAGCAACACUCCUCAUCGAGCCAGGAGUAUGCAGACAUCGCGGUACCCGUCCUCACCUCCGAGGGCUUGCAGUGUCCGGCCACUGACAAGGUGCACUUUUCCAAGGCGUACAAAAACAUCAACCUGCGAAAGAAGCUGCCUGGCUGUGAUUGGAUCCUGGUCAGUCCCCGUUACGUGGAGACAGACGGGGACGUGGACGGAUGGAGGGAGCUGCUCAGCAGGCUCGGCGUCAGAGAUGGCCUCGUCAUCCGUAAAGAACGCCGAACUCUCACCGCUGAAGAGCUGGCCAAUAGUCCCUGGUCAGCUGAAAGUGCAACGUGGGACCUGAGUGCAGCUCAGGACUGUGUGCUGGAGGAUUACACCUGUGAGGAGUUUGAAAUCCUGGCCAAAGCGAAGCUUCCAGGCAAAGACCUGCUGCGGCAGAGGAGGACUCUGCUGGAGCUGCUGGAGGCUAACUGGGACACUGGACAUCUCUACUCUCAGUUCCUCACAGCUCAAGUGAUUGACAGCAGUGGGCGACCAAUCAGAACCACCAAGUCAUCUUUCCACCACCUCCUGUGCAGCCUUGAAUGGAUUCCAGCUCAUCGGGAGCAGGAGGGAGAGCAGCAGGAGAAGGAGUACCUGUGUCCAGGCUCAGUCUACCUGUCAUUACCUGAAGUUACCAGACUGCUUGGAACUCACAUCUUUUAUGUUGACUUAAACCCCAGCGAGUUCACUAGAGCUCUGGGGAUCAGAGAUACCGUCUCAGUGGAUCUACUGACCCACUACCUGAAGGAAUGGUGCAUUAAAGCUCAGGCAAAGAACCAGGAGCAGCAGCCUGAGCAGGAGUCUGAGGGGGCCAGUUUCACCACAACAGUUGAGCACAUCCACAAUGUUUACACUUACCUGCAGGCAAACUGUCCUCAGAGCAGCCUGAAGGAGCUCUUCCAGCACACCCCCGCUGUGUUUGUGGAGACCCACAGACGUAAAAAGAACUGGUGUUCUGGGCGCUUCUACCACCUGAAGGAGGUGUGCUGGACCGAUACAACCACCAUGUUCUGGCAUUACAGGAGGUUGACUCAAAGGAAAGGCAGCUUGGUCCAGAAGCCUAAAAUUCUGGAGGGUUUCUACAACCAGCUGGAAGGCAUGACACGCUUCUUCACCAGAGUGCUGGAGGUGAACUCCAGCCCCACCGUAACACAGUAUGUCAGUUUACUGGAAGCUAUCUGCACUUCUACACCGACUGCAGAAAAGGUUCAAGACGUAUCAGUGAUCUUCGCCAGACUUGCUCAAUUAUGUAAAGACCAAGAAAGGACCCAUGAGGACAAUGAAGGGUGCCGCGCCAGUCUGAAAGGCCUGCUGGCUGAGAAGGUGGUCUUUCCCACCAAAGACAACAGGUGGGUGAGUCUGGCUCAGAAACCCCUGAUCAGUGACAAGAAAGAGCUGGAGAAGAUCUUCAAAGCUGAGCCGAGUCUCUGCCUGCUCCACCUGCCACCAGCUAAGAAGAAGGCUGUUUCCGGUCGUGAGUCGGGUCAUAAAGCUGCAGAGGCGGCCUUCAGCGAGUCAGACAGGCUGCUGUUUUUGGAGAUCUGCGGCGUCCGUCGGCUGUCCCAGUGCGUCACAUAUGAGCCGCAGACCGAGAUGCUGAAGCCCUGUCCGUCCCUUCAGGCCCUGGUGCGGUCCGUCAUCCCCUACAUCCAGAGGUUUCUCUUCCACCACGAUGAGCUGUCGCAGGUUUACAGGCAGCUGAGCAAGAGGAACAUAGCCCAAAAAAUCAAGUCCCUUUCUUUUAGAGAGGUGGCAAAGCUUUACAUCGUGUACCGGCUGAAUGUCGCAGAGAAAGAGGUGAUGAAGACUCAGGAUGUCGUCUGUCUGCUGAAGGAUGAGAAGGAGCUUUACAUUCAAAAAGAUCACCUCUCUGCCAAGCUGGAUAUCUUCAGGGAGCUGGUGAAGCUUUUCUGCACAGAUGAAAGCCACAAAAAAGAGCUGCUGCAAUUUUUGAACUUUUUGGUGAUGACUCUGUCUGAGGGCUCAAAGGAGCUGGACAAAUUCCUGAGCAGAGAGGACAUCAAAGAGCUGCCAGCCGGUCAAGAGCAGUGGGAGGUGCCAGAAGUGAUCCUGGAAAGCGGUAAACAGACAGAUCACAGCACACAGAACAAGACCAGAGCUGAGACCAGACAAGUGAAACCCAGACGAAUUCUGCCAUCUGCACAUCCAGCUCUGACGUAUGACGCCGAGCCGGCUGAAACCCCACUACUCAGAGCUCCCGUCGAGCCAGUGGUGCUAUCUGUUACAUUUCAGGGAACGUCAGAGAGCGAAACAGGGCGUCCCCAUUGGAACCAGAACUUUCCCCCCUGGGAAAAUGCCGAACCUGAAAUGGACACGCUGGAGGCCAUGGAGCUCAACUGCCAGAGGCCCAACACUGUGAUGCAUCGUGAACACGACAUUCAAGUGAUUGGGAGAUGGGGGGAGCAGCUGGUCAACUCCUUCCUGUGUCACUGGAGAGACAGUCAUGACCCUGAUCGCCCCACCCAUGUGCUGUGGUGCAAUCAAGAUGGAGAGAGCGGCUGGCCCUACGACUUCAAACUGACCUUUGGAGCGACUGGAAAGCAGAAGGAGGUGUUUGUGGAGGCGAAGUCCACCUCCAGGAAGGAGAAGGCCUACAUCCAGAUCUCUGUCAACGAGCUGGAGUUUGCAAUGACAAAGCAGGAGGGUUGCCAAUUAUUCUUGGUGUUUAGCGCAGGAGACCCUCAGAAUGUUCGCCUGUAUCGCAUCAGGAACCUGGCAAAGCAGCUGCAAAACAAGUCCAUGCAACUAUUCCUGUUUGUGUAGCUUUUUUGAAGGGGGGGGUCAUCAGAAGCAGCGUCUUUUAUCGCUACUGUCCUCAGUGUGCUUGUCAUUUUGGCAUUUGAUUUAUUAUAUUAAAGGGAUUAAUGGAUGAACUGACUUUGUUUUCUCCCCUUUACCUUUACUGGAGAUACACUGUUUUCAAUUAAAAUGCUUUUUGCUCCACACAA
This is a messenger RNA of Oryzias latipes (Japanese medaka), 7804 nucleotides long. RefSeq lists its product as uncharacterized. Lineage: Eukaryota; Metazoa; Chordata; Actinopteri; Beloniformes; Adrianichthyidae. The record is from RefSeq and is a predicted model, not a curated record.